Hylaeus volcanicus is the source of this 3232-nucleotide messenger RNA. It is a transcript of the gene Fem-1, whose product is annotated as protein fem-1 homolog B. The transcript is spliced from 11 exons. Gene Ontology annotation, molecular function: transcription cis-regulatory region binding; protein binding. The coding region runs from base 290 to 2245 and encodes 651 amino acids. Lineage: Eukaryota; Metazoa; Arthropoda; Insecta; Hymenoptera; Colletidae. The record is from RefSeq and is a predicted model, not a curated record. Gene Ontology annotation, cellular component: nucleus. Gene Ontology annotation, biological process: positive regulation of transcription by RNA polymerase II.
AAAAUAACUAUACCGAUCAUCUACAAAAAUAACUUUAAAUAGCUCGAUCGAUUUGGAUUGUAACAACACUCGCAAAACAAGAGUAAAUGAGGUUAAAUGUUAUUUUUAUGCAGGAAUAUCAAUGUUUUUGUACGGUCUCAAAAUAAGUUUUAGAACUUUGUCCGAAAUACGAAGUGUAGGAUGGAGAAUUUUUGGUUAGAGUAAUAUUGUGAAAUUUCAUCGAGGAAGAAAGCUGACGGUAAAAGUGUUUUUAUACGACGUUUGUUGUACUCGAAGAACAUUUAACGAAAUGGAAACUGUCAGUUCGAACGAGGACGAUGUAGUAGAAUUGUCAGAGUCACUAAUAACACGAGUUUAUUAUGCUGCCAAAGAUGGUAUGGCUAUCGCACUUUAUGAUCUUCUCAGUAAUAAACCCAUCGAACAAGUUAAUGAGCUGAUUAAUCAAAGAGUAUACGAGGAAGAUGGGCAACAAUGUACACUUUUAAUAACAGCUGCACGAAAUGGCCAUGACAAAGUAGUUAAAAUAUUGCUUGAUAAGUUCAAGCCCGACUUAGAACAAGAGGGAACAGUUAAAUUUGACGGAUGUGUUGUUGAAAAGGCGAGUGCUCUUUGGUGUGCUGCUGCCGCAGGACACUUACCAGUUGUUAAAAGUUUAGUAAAAGCGGGUGCAGAUGUCAACCAUCCGACUGGAAGUCAGUCUACGCCAUUGACAACAGCUUGUUCAGAUGGACGGUUAGAUAUAGUUAAAUAUUUAGCAGAACAUAAUGCAAAUAUAAAUAUUUCGAAUCAUGUGAAUAAUACGUGUCUAAUGAUUGCUGCACUUAAAGGUCAUGCAGAAGUAGUGAGAUAUCUGUUAAAAAAAGGUGCAGAUCCAAAUGAGAAGGCAGAUUGCGGUGCUACAGCAUUACACUUAGCUGCUGAAUCUGGACAUACUAUUAUAGUAGCUCAAUUAUUGGUAUACGGGGCAAGAAUGUCAGUAGAUGCUAGAGGUAUGACACCACUAAUAGUAGCAGCAGAACGUAUGAGAGCCGAUGUUGUUGAAUGGUUUAUACGAAAAGCAGAAGUAUCUAAAGAAGAAACAAUUGAGGCAUACGAACUUCUUGGCGCUUCUUAUGGUAGUAGUGUCUAUGUAAGCAAUGAUUCUUUAGUAGAAGCAUAUAAAUAUUUCUGGAAAGCAAUGGAACUUAGGUUUAGUGAUCCUAAAAACAUUAUCUAUAAAAAAUUAGGUGAACCAGUGAAGGCAUACGAUAACUGGAGAGAAUGCGAAACAUUAGAAAAUCUGAAAAGUGUUAUGAAUAAUCAAAAUGCUUUUCAUAUGGAAUCAUUGGCUAUUAGGGAGAGAAUCCUAGGGCCGCAUAAUCCAAGAGUACCAAAUCAAAUAAUAUUCAGAGGAGCAGUAUUCGGAGACCAAGGAAAGCACGACAGAUGUAUAGAUUUGUGGCUUCAUGCUCUGUAUUUAAAACAAUUAAAUAAUGUAACAGUUGUUAAAGAUCUCCUUAGGUUUGCAAGGGUAUUUUCACAAAUGAUACAUGCUGGAGUGGAUAUCGAUUUUUCUCAGGUUUUAAGUGUUUUAGAGGCUUUUGUAACCGAACUUAGUCGUAAUAAAUCUAAAAUUAAUUAUCCUGUUUCUGAAGAAGAUGUAGAAUAUAUUAGAGAAAUGGAAUCAAACAUUAAAAGUACACUGUAUAUAUUACAAAUAUUAACAAAACUUUUAACGAUGGAUGGAAGUAGAUACGCGGAACGGGAUAAAGAUAAAGCACAUUGUCUAGUUCAUAAACUCUGUGUCUUACAAUUAAAUUUGGAAGAUGGACAAACAUUACUACAUCUUGCUGUAAAUGAGACUCCUGUCAAGGAUUCGGUUGUCUGCAAAUUUCCUUGUGCCGCAACGGCAAAACUACUUGUGCGGUGUGGGGCUGAUGUAAAUGCCAUGGAUAAUGAAAGAAAUACACCAUUACAUGUAAUUGUUGGUUGUAUAAAAACAAUUAGUGAUUUCGAAACUCUGUAUACAAUUAUCAUGGAACUUAUAGAAGCUGGAGCACAUAUGGACACUAUAAAUAGUAGAGGUCAGACUCCGUACUAUGCUGCCAUAACAGGUGAGGUAGAAUCAAUACUACGGACUCAAACAAAAUUGUCAUUGAAAUGUAUAGCUGCAAGAGCUGUAAAAACUUACAAUUUGUCUUAUUGCGAACGAGUACCACGUUCUUUGGAGAGCUUUAUUGAACUGCAUGGACCUGGACUUAAUUAGGGUUAAAAUUACUACAGAAGAAUAUCAUUUUUGAUAAAUGAAUUGCACACGAAUCUUGAUUUGCCAAAAUCGUGAUAUAAUUAUUUGGAUGAAGCUGCAUAAUAAUAGUUUUGUUUAUUUAUUAAGGGUGGAAUUUUUUACUAAAAGCACAAAAAAUUGCGUUAUAGUAUUUUAACCCUCAAAUGAUGUUGCGACUUUAUAUAUAAAUGUAUACAUAAAUGGUGUUUUGGGGUUAAAAGUAACGCCAAUAUAAAAGCCGAAAGGAACUCCACCCUACGUUUUUUUUCUUCAGCGCAAGAAACCCGACGACUUGAAAACUGGCUAAUUGAACCUGGAAGCUGGUGCUGCGCACUCGUUUGUGUUACAGCUACCGAUCUAAACUAAAAACUUGUAUAUUUUUCGUUGUUCCUUCAUGACAGUAUUAUCAAUAGGUUGGUGAAACUUUCGUGAGAAAAGUAAAUCCAUAUACGAUCUUAUUCUGAUUGAUUUUUCGGAAACGAUUCGAAUAAAUUAUGACCAGAAAUAGUUGGAACGAGAUCUUGUUUUAGGGCGAGUUCCUCAACUUCUGGAGUUUCUUCUUCAGUUGACGCCUGGCAGAUCCAAGUUUUUCGUUGUAAAACGGAUUACCGUAUUAGUAGAAAACAUUAGUAGAAAACACCCUACAACGCCAUUUACGGGUCAAGAACAAAUAAGUUAUUAAAAACAUAAUUAAUUGUGUGAUAAUUAUUUUGAAACGUAAAACUUACUUUGUUCGAAACAAAUGUUAUCAAUUGAAGUCAGUGUUUAACUAAGCGAUUAACUAAUACUUUGUUGUUAUAAUUUUAAAAUUGAAUUUAUUUGAUUAUUUUAUAUAUUAAUGUAUGAAUUUAAUGACUGAAACAAAUUGUAAUUACCAGUGUCUGUUAAUUUGUUAACUUAAUUAUGUAAAGGCUAUAUUAAAUAGCUAUGAAGAUAUCAACUAUAGUAAACGAUUGAUUUUUUCGAUAA